AUGCCUUACACCAUCAAAGUCCGCGUCUACCAAACCAACCAAAACGCUUACUUCCACGUCGUCGAGCAAGCCUGCUGGAACUACACCGACGGCUGCGAGUGGAGUGAACAAAACGGCGUGCUGUCACUCUACAUGGGCGACAGUGGCACUUCAGGCAUGCUGCGCUUCAAGAAUGAGCAAGGCAAGGAGGCUUUCUCUGUUGCCCUUGGCGUUCACAUGUACAAGCCUUGGGUUGACAUCGUCACGGGCCUGGCCGACAACAUCACUGGUGUUCAGUCUUUGCCGGAGUACUAUGGCGAGCCAACUGAUAAGACGAAGAGGCGUGGUCUGAACACUGAGCAGACGGUUUUGAACAUUGAUCGUAGAAAAGUUUCUGCCAAGUUUCGUGCUAAGGAGGGAGAGAGCCUUGAUCUUGAUAUCAUUAUUGGAUAG
Molecule: messenger RNA, 432 nt
Organism: Fusarium subglutinans
Lineage: Eukaryota; Fungi; Ascomycota; Sordariomycetes; Hypocreales; Nectriaceae
Exons: 1
Coding region: 1-432 (143 amino acids)
Source: RefSeq, a predicted model, not a curated record